AUGGUGUCUCCAAAUGGAGCGCAGAGUCUCUCUUUGGAAACUUUCCAAGGAAAACCCAGUAAUUUCCACAACGUGCGUUUCAUUGAGCUUCUUAAGGACGAGAUAUCCAUUGAAGAAAUGCAGUUUCAUCACAACCCUUCAUCAUGUCCCUCUUCCUCUUCUUCUUCUUCCUCCUCCUCUUCCGCUUCGCACCUUUUCGCGAAUUUCGAUUCCAGCGGGGCGUUGAGUAUGAGAACGUUCGAGGACGACAAACAGUCUGUUCAGAUUCAGCAACAGCUGAUCAGUACUUUAGGAGAUACGGAUGUGAUCGAGAAUUUUUUAGCUCGAAGUGGCGUCGAAAACCUAAGCGCAAUCCCGGACUAUGUGCAGCCAGUCGUGCCUAAUGAUCCGAUGAUUGCGGCGUCACAGCAGGCAGAUUGGCUGCAGUUUCAAUUGGCGUCCGUACAACAGCAACAGCAGCAGCAGCAGCAGAUGACUAUGGUGGAUUCGGGAUAUUGCCCGGUUUCGGAAUAUGAGAGCUCGGUUUUGGACGUUGGUUACUCGGAUCAGAGCAAGCUUUGCACUUCUAUGCCGGAGUUUCCAUUGACGUCUUUGGAUUAUCAGGCGGCGGAGAAAAGGAGUCGGUUGUGUUCAGAUGAUUUGACGGAGAAAAACAUUGAAAAGAAGCAGAAGAGGAUGAUCAAGAACCGUGAGUCCGCUGCUAGGUCAAGAGCAAGAAAGCAGGAAAUUAUGGAGAUACAUGACUUACCUCGGAGUCAAAAUAACAACGUUCUCGAUUUCAAAUACCAAUUGCGACGGACCAGCUCAGCUACCUUCUAG
This is a messenger RNA of Morus notabilis, 819 nucleotides long. Its product is annotated as ABSCISIC ACID-INSENSITIVE 5-like protein 3. Gene Ontology annotation, cellular component: nucleus. Gene Ontology annotation, molecular function: DNA-binding transcription factor activity. NCBI's taxonomy places the organism in Eukaryota, Viridiplantae, Streptophyta, Magnoliopsida, Rosales, Moraceae. Gene Ontology annotation, biological process: positive regulation of DNA-templated transcription. Bases 1 to 819 code for a protein of 272 amino acids. The transcript is spliced from 2 exons. The record is from RefSeq and is a predicted model, not a curated record.